AUGGCGGCCCUCGCUGCCGCCCUCAUGAGUGCGGACGCCUCGGUCCUCGCUUUGAGUGGCCCUCUCUCCCCUGCGACGGCCGGCAAGGGUGCCGACGCACAGGUGGACCUCACCCCGAUGCCAUACUCCCCGCCAAAGCUCAGCUUUUCCAAUCCGUACAAGGCAUACGCGGGCGGCAACAUCCCGGGCUGGGAGUAUGGUGGCGAGACUUCGCUCAACAACGACUACAUAAUGCUGACGACUGCGACGUCCAACAAGUUGGGUUGGAUCUGGACCACGGAGCCCAUCGAGAUCGACGACUGGGAGGUGCAGCUCGAGUUCCACAUCGGCGGCGACCCGCGCCAGUCGACGGGAGGCGGCAUGGCGGUCUGGUUCACAGAGCAGCAGGGGCGCGCCGGCGCGAUGUACGGCCAGAGCGACGACUUCCGCGGCGUCGGGAUACUGUUCGACUCGUACGGCGGCGGCGAGAGCGGCGAGCGAGUCGAGCCCUUCGUGGCGGUCGAGCACCAGGUCGGCAUCUGCUACGCCGCCUACCGCAACCUGAAGAACAUCGUGCGCGCUCGCAUCGCGUGGACCAACGGCCAGCUCCGCGUCUGGCUCGACCUCACCUCCUCGAACCACUUCCAGCCCUGCAUCGAGACGGUGAACUUGCGCGAGCUUGCCAAGCAAGACAAGCGGUAC
This is a messenger RNA of Emiliania huxleyi CCMP1516, 681 nucleotides long. RefSeq lists its product as hypothetical. The transcript has 4 exons. Gene Ontology annotation, biological process: endoplasmic reticulum to Golgi vesicle-mediated transport; endoplasmic reticulum organization; Golgi organization. NCBI's taxonomy places the organism in Eukaryota, Haptophyta, Isochrysidales, Noelaerhabdaceae. Gene Ontology annotation, cellular component: Golgi membrane; endoplasmic reticulum membrane; endoplasmic reticulum-Golgi intermediate compartment. Gene Ontology annotation, molecular function: D-mannose binding. The record is from RefSeq and is a predicted model, not a curated record. The annotation marks the transcript as partial.